CCGCCCGGUGCUAGCGCGCGCGUUGAGCUCCCCACCGACCGGUCGGCGCCGGGGGCCGGCCAGCGACAGUGGACCCAACGGACGCCGAGCGACCGCGAGCCGCGUGCACUGUGUGGAGACGCCUCGCCUCUGAAGAUACCCGCCGCGCCCCGAACGGUGCCGCACGGACACUAAGGCGGGGGCGCCGGCCGCGGCGCGGCUCGAGCGGCAGGCCGUCGGUGUCGUGAGGAGCUCCGCGGCCGGGGAUGCCAGCCGGACUACCGUUCUCGGCGGCCAAGCCGCCCCUGCCGAUCUCCCGGCAGGGCUCGCGGCUGGACAUGCGCCAUGGAGACGUGACCUCUCUCCGUCGGAUCGCUGCCGACCUCGACGAAAACUGCCCCGUGUGCGGAAUGCCGUUCGACCAAGGAAUGAAACGAAAAAUAACCGACGCCUGCAGCCACGAGCGCUGCUACACGUGCAUGACCCAGUACCAGAGCUGCCCGCUCUGCACGACCCAGGGCGCUCCAGCCAAGAAGGUGGGCUUUCCGGGGAAGACGGCCGGCGGCCUGCUCGGCUCGGCGCUGGGCUCCAGCGUCUCCAGCCUUUUCCACGGCCGACCCAAGAUGAAGACCAACGGACACUUCGCCGCCUUCAUGCAGGCACGACACGACAACGGAUUGUCGCCGGGACGCGACACGCUCUCCGCAUCCCCGCUGCGGGACAUCGGGAACAGGAGUGGUGGCUACCUGGCGCCGGCCGCCGGCAGACUGUACAACACGCCGCCAUCCAGCCGCCGUCGGGUGGUUGCCAGUCCCAAGCUUCUCCGGCUGGCGGCGCGCCAAAACCGUAAACAACCGCUCCAAUACGAUCGGCGUGGACAGUCAACAGGCACUCUCAGCCCUCUGCCCGGAAAACGCAACUGGUCGGGACUACAUGAUAACUCGGCUCAGCUCGCUGCGGUCCAUAGACACGGACGAGGAGGGCGGCCGGCCGGAGGAUAGCGCGCUGUACGCGCGGCUGGGUCUGCUGCUCGGUUCGGGCGCCGAACCGCGCUCCCCGGGCUCGGAGCGCUCGCGCUCCAGUCGCUCGGGCGCCAGCUCGGGCCGCGACUCGCACGCUUCACUGGCGCACCUCGACGCCAAG
Messenger RNA from Pollicipes pollicipes, 1122 nucleotides. RefSeq lists its product as uncharacterized. The transcript has 7 exons. The record is from RefSeq and is a predicted model, not a curated record. Bases 246 to 980 code for a protein of 244 amino acids. Lineage: Eukaryota; Metazoa; Arthropoda; Thecostraca; Pollicipedomorpha; Pollicipedidae.